Molecule: messenger RNA, 729 nt
Organism: Impatiens glandulifera
Lineage: Eukaryota; Viridiplantae; Streptophyta; Magnoliopsida; Ericales; Balsaminaceae
Product: T-complex protein 1 subunit theta-like
Exons: 8
Coding region: 1-729 (242 amino acids)
Biological process (GO): protein folding
Cellular component (GO): chaperonin-containing T-complex
Molecular function (GO): ATP-dependent protein folding chaperone; ATP binding
Source: RefSeq, a predicted model, not a curated record
AUGGGAAAAGCUGAGCAGAAGGAAAUAGGAGAUGAUGCUAACUUGACUAUAUCUUUUGCGGGGGAGCUACUAGAGGGUGCAGAAGAGCUUAUCAGGAUGGGGUUGCAUCCAAGUGAGAUCAUCACUGGUUAUUCCAAAGCAAUCAACAAGACUGUUGAAAUUUUGAAUGAUUUGGUUGAAGGUUCUGAAACGAUGGAUGUAAGAGAUAAGGAUGAUGUUAUUAAACGAAUGAAAGCAGCUUCUGUUGCUGGCAAGCAAUAUGGACAAGAGGAUAUAUUAUGUAAUCUGAUUGCUGAUGCAUGCAUUCAAGUCUGCCCCAAGAACCCGACCAACUUUAUAGUCGAUAAUAUCAGGGUUGCUAAGCUGUUGGGUGGAGGUUUGAACAACUCGAGUAUAGUACAAGGAAUGGUUUUGAAGAAUGAUGCUGUUGGGACAGUUAAGAGAGUGGAGAAGGCAAAGGUUGCUGUAUUUGUUAGUGGUGUUGACACAACUGCAACUGAGACCAAGGAAACGGUCCUCAUUCAUAGUGCUGAACAGCUAGAGAAUUAUGCGAAAACAGAGGAAGCUAAAGUUGGUCAAAUCUCAAUAAUUGAACUUCAAGGCCCAAGAAGUUUUAGAAUCAUAGAAUGCAUUGCUCUUGACCCGAUUAUGUAUUAUGCUCUCUUGUGUGAUAUAUUAACAGACAUAUGGUUUUGCCGAACUACUGGUGCUAUUGCUCUUAAACCUUAA